This is a messenger RNA of Aspergillus aculeatus ATCC 16872, 4773 nucleotides long. RefSeq lists its product as uncharacterized. The transcript has 4 exons. The record is from RefSeq and is a predicted model, not a curated record. Gene Ontology annotation, molecular function: catalytic activity; protein binding. Lineage: Eukaryota; Fungi; Ascomycota; Eurotiomycetes; Eurotiales; Aspergillaceae. Bases 1 to 4773 code for a protein of 1590 amino acids. Gene Ontology annotation, biological process: nucleoside metabolic process.
AUGUCUUCCACUACUGAGACUUGGUCGACCGACACGCUGGUUUGGCCAACGAUAGGCCUUUCAGACCAACCCGCAUUGCGGUAUAAGACACAAAUGGGUGAUUGGGAGCAUGGCACAAGAACCCGCAACGACUACACGGUUGGCUGGAUCUGCGCGUUGGAAGAGGAGCAGGUUGCAGCAACAGCCAUGCUGGAUCAGAUCCACCCCGACCUCCCGAAACCGCCAAAUGAUCCUAAUACUUAUACCCUUGGAUCUAUCGGUCACCACCAGGUGGUGAUAGCCUGCCUGCCGAGCGGAAAGUAUGGAAACAAUCCAGCUGCAACUUGUGCCAACCAAAUGGCUCGAACCUUCCAGUCCGUUCGCGUGGUCCUUAUGGUUGGCAUCGGUGGCGGCGUUCCUCCCAAGGUCAGGCUCGGGGACGUGGUCAUCAGCACCCCAGUCGAUCGAUUCUCCGGGGUGAUCCAGUGGGAUUUGGGUAAAGCAGAGAAGGAUGGAACGUUCAAGCCUGUUGGCGCGCUCAACAAUCCGCCUACCGCUUUGCUGACAGCAGGGGCCAAAAUGCGAACCCGGCAUAUGCUGAAUGGGCAUCAGAUACCUCAGUAUUUAGACGAAAUGGGCAGAAGAUUUCCCAGACUGGUCCCUCGGUACACCCAAUCUGCCUCGCUGAUAGAUCCCCAGUCCCCGGACGCGCCAGACCGAGCACGGAACGAGUUAGGGCAUGUGGAAAGCACCCAAGUGCACUAUGGGUUGAUCGCGUCUGGCAACCAGGUCAUCAAGGACGCAAAUAUGCGGAACAAAAUUGACCAGAGCUUCGACGGAAAUGUGCUAUGCAUCGAGAUGGAGGCCGCUGCGCUGAUGAACAAUUUUCCGUGCAUAGUCAUUCGCGGCAUCUGCGACUAUGCAGACUCGACAAAAGAAAAGUCCUGGCAGGCAUAUGCCGCAGCUGUCGCGGCGGCGUGCGCGAAGGAACUGCUUCACUACGUCCAGCCAAGCGAGGUUGAUGCAGAGCUCCCAGUUCGAAGCGUUCUUGGUGACGUGAUCAAGACCAUACGGAGCACCGAGACCCAGGUCAAGUCGAUGCGAUCGCAACUCGAGAAAGAAGAAGACGCUCGCAUCCUGAACUGGUUCAGUAAAGCCGAAUAUGGCUCCCGUCAUAGCGACAUACUCAAGAACAGGCAGCCUGGAACAGGACAAUGGUUCCUAGAUUCAGCUCGGUACCGCAAGUGGCGGAGCCUAGAAAGACAGACUGUGUUUUGCAAAGGAAUUCAGGGCUCGGGCAAAACGAUGAUAGCAGCGAUCGCGAUUGAUAAUCUCCACGCAGCAUUCCUGCCAGAUCAAUCGAUAGGUCUUGCAUAUCUCUACUGCGCAUUCGACCGGCAAAAAGAGCAAACAGUUGAAAGCCUACUUGCAAGCCUCAUAAAGCAACUGAGCAAAGGUCAGCCCUCUCUUCCAGAUGCAGUGAAAGAGCUCUUCCUCGAACACCAGAGACACAACACGCGGCCCUCAUUCGACGAACUCUCCAAAACGCUCUUGGUAGUCACUUCCACAUAUCGGCGGGUUUUUGUCGUCGUUGAUGCCUUGGAUGAAUUGUUGACUUCUGAUGGUCGUCUGCGACAACUUCUGUCACAGAUGUUUGCUCUCCAGUCAAGAACUAAUCUCAGUUUUCUUGCUACUUCCAGACCUAUUCCCGAGAUUGAGAAACAAUUUACGGCAUGCAUUAUGCAAACAAUAUCGGCUUCCAAAGAGGAUAUUCGGAGCUAUAUCGCUGGCCAUUUGGACCGACUCCCGGACUUUGUCAUCGAAGAUCCAGCAUUGCAAGAAGAAAUCAAAGAUCAAAUUAUCAAAGCGGCUAUGGGAAUGUUUCUAAUUGUGCGACUCUACCUCGAAUCUCUUGUGGGGCUUCAAGCACCAAGAGCGAUCCGAACAGCUCUGAAGAAGCUUCCUCAUGGAUCUGAUGCAUAUGACUAUGCGUAUUCCGAGGCAAUGCAAAGAGUCAAGAGCCAACCCAGCGCCUUUCGAAAGGCAGCAGAGAAGGCUUUGAAGUGGAUCACGAGUGCAAGAAGGCAACUGAAAGUGUCAGAACUGCAGCAUGCCUUGGCGGUUGAAGAAGGAGAUACUGACCUCGAUGAAAGCGGCAUUCCUAGAGUUACCUACAUCCUCUCUGUUUGUGCUGGAUUAGUGACAGUCGACGAAGAAAGCGAUGCUGUGCGAUUGGUGCAUUACACCACCCAGGAAUAUUUCGAUCGGACCCGAAAGCACUGGUUUCCAGAUGCUGACGAUGAGAUUGCAUCGACUUGUGUUCAGUACCUUUCGUUCCACACAUUCCGCCUGCCUUGUGCAAGUAGAACAGCACUCUUCCGAAGACUACGGGCAUACAAGCUCUACGACUACGCCGCACAUUGGUGGGGACAUCAUGCUCGUGUGGCUUCCUCUCUAUGCCCUGCGGUUCGAGCCUUCUUAGAAGAUGAUGGCCUAAUUCAAUCUUCUAGCCAGGUCUUGUAUUCACAUGAUCUACAGCGAAAGGUCAGGGGUGUCCACAUGGCAGCACUCUUUGGGCUGGCGCAGGCGAUUAUGGCUGUUCCCCAAGGAACAAACGACAUCGACCCACGAGAUCAAAAUGGCCAAACACCACUGUCUAUCGCAGCUCAGCAGGGACACGAUAUAGUUGCAUGCAUGCUUCUCGAUAGAGGCGCGGAUGUCAAGUCAACGGACAGCACCUCUCACCGAACGCCUUUAUUCCACGCAGUAGCGGGGAAUCAUCAGGUAACGGUUCGGUUGCUGCUCAACAGGGGCGCGAGACCUGACGCGAAAGACAUCUACGGUAUGACUCCGCUGUCGCAUGCUGCCGCUCAAGGCCAUCAGACACUAGUCCAACUGCUACUGGUCCAAGGCGCCGACAUCAACGCCAGGAAUAACAGCAAUUGGACUCCUUUGGCAUUGGCGGCGGAAAACGGUCACGAGAAAGUGGUGCAAAUUCUUCUCCAAAAGGGACCUGAACUGGAGGCAAAAGAUACGAAUCUUUCGCGGACAGCGUUGGCACGUGCGGCUGCAAUGGGACACCAGGCUAUUGCGAAAAUGCUGAUUGAGAGCGGCGCUGACAUCGAGACACGGGAUUGUCAUGGCUCGACGCCGCUGAAUAGUGCGUUGCACCUCCGGUCGGAUGAGAUGAUCCAGCUACUGUUGGACAACGGCGCACAUUGGGAUAUUGAUAUUGAUCUGAGAAUGACUGCAAUGGAGUGGGCGGUGCAAUCCUCCAGCGAGAGACUGGUGCAAUCGCUACUCGAGCGUGGCGCUAGUAUUGACCAGAAGAAUUACUUUGGUGACACGGUCUUGGCAGUGGCAGCUCGCGAUGGGCUUGAGUCUGCAGUACAGAUUCUUCUCGAUCGAGGAGCUGACUGGAAACUCCAGAACCAUGAGGGUGAAACACCAUUGGAGCAGGCCGUCAAGUAUGGACAUGAUUCCAUAGUACAGCUGUUUCUCGACCGGUUCACGGAUCCCGGGUCGAGGGACGAGAUGUAUCAGCUACUGCUCUUCGCGGCAUCGGCGAGAGGUCACAUGAUCUUUGCACAACUUUCACUUCAGAAAGGGGCUCGGAUCAACGGGAAAGGCCUCGAUGGAAGCACGCCAUUGGCAAACGCAGUUCGUGACGGGCACGAUCUGCUGGUCGACUUCCUCCUCAAGAAUGGAGCUGAUCCAGGGUCCCAGGACAACUUCGGCAGAACUCCAUUAUCCGAGGCAGCAAAGUCUGGACACUGCGCGCUGGUUAAGCUGCUUCUGGAGAAUGGCGCCGAUGCGGAGACGAUGGAUCAAAAUGGCAGGACUCCGUUGGGAUAUGCGGCCAAGUGGGGUCAUACUUCGGCGGUAGGACUGUUGCUCGAGCAGGGUGCCAAUUUGGAAUCGAGAGAUAAGAACGGCAGCACUCCAUUAGCCAAGGCCGCACGUCGGGGUCAUCCUUCAGUAGUGGAGCUGUUGCUUGAGAAAGGUGCCAGUUUGGAGUCCCGAGAUAACGACGGCAACACCCCCUUGGCCAAGGCCGCCCAAUGGGGUCAAGCUCGGGUGAUAGAGCAGUUGCUGGCGAAUGGUGCUAGCAUCGAGUCCAAGGAUAACCAGGGUAGUACUCCGUUAGCAUGGGCGGCACUGUGGAGUCAUGCGCGCGUGGUCAGAGUCCUGUUGAAACAUGGCGCGGAUCUCGAAUCAGAAGACCGAGAUGGCUCGACUCCAUUAUCCAAGGCGGUGCAGCGGGGCCUCCGACAGGGAAUUCCGGGCCAGUUGGACCACCGAGUCAUCAAGCUCCUGCUCAGGAGGGGGGCCCAGGUGGAGGCGAGAGAUCAUCAUGGCAGGACGCCGUUGGUUUAUGCGGCACAGGCGGGCUGGGCGUCCGUCGCAGAGCUGCUACUUGACCACGGAGCGGAGAUGGAGGCGACGGAUACUGCGGGCAUGACUCCAUUGUUAUGGGCUGCGAGGCGGGGAUCUACCCGAGUUGUUAAACUCCUGCUUGAGAGGGGUGCGAAUUCAGAGGCAGAAGACGGGAUUGGAAUGAAUGCAUUAUCAUGGGCGGUGGACGAGGGACAUGGUGAAAUGUCUCGUGAGGCCCGAGCCAUCACAACCAAGCUUGUUAAAGCCACAAAACUGUUCAUCGGCAACACUUAUCUUUCUCGACCAAAGCCCCCCCUCGAAGUUCCUCUUUCUCCUCAUCACCUCUACCAUCAGGUCUCCAAUAUUCUCGACAGCAGCACCUACAGCCAUCUCAAGGCCAUAUGUGAGCCACUUUAA